AUGACACCCCGCUCUCCAGACAGGAGAGGUUCACGCCCAGUCAAGGAGAACCUUGUGCCCACUGCCUCUCACAAAUGCAAGCAUAAGUCCACUCAAAAGGCCUCCGAAACUGCAGCAGAGCAAGCAAAAAGGAAAGAGAAAAAGCGGAGAGAAAAAGAGGAGAGACGCUGGAAAAAAGCUGAGAAGAGAGAGACGGUGAUGUUGAUUCAUUCCGAUGAUGAUGAGGAUACUCGAAAUCUGAAAAGGAUGCUUCAAGAGGCCACAAAUUCUGCACAAGCCGCCACGCAAGCCUUGCAAGCCCUGGAAGAUGAAGCAAGCAAGACUUCCGAGCCCAAACACAGGGAUAUUCCACCCCCUAAAGCGAUAAGCUACAUGAAGAUCAUAGACCUUCGGGACGUACUUGGACUAUCGGGGCCGGAACACAACGCUGAGUGGAAUUUUAUUCGGAAUAUCACCCGAAAAUACGUUGAACGUGGAUGGCUCGACGACAAAUUGGAUUUCAAGUCACAGAAUAAGCAAAAAUUAGCUAAAGUAUACAAUGCGAUUGAAAACGAGUGUUCUGCUCUUGCAACAUUGAAAAACAACUGGGGCUCUCAGAUGCUUGUACACUCGUUCUUUCAGCACAGCAAGACUUAUUCGCGCACGAACAAGACACUGGGGACUUAUCGCUACCACAAACGGAUGGAGUGA
Marasmius oreades (fairy-ring Marasmius) is the source of this 690-nucleotide messenger RNA. RefSeq lists its product as uncharacterized. NCBI's taxonomy places the organism in Eukaryota, Fungi, Basidiomycota, Agaricomycetes, Agaricales, Marasmiaceae. The transcript has 4 exons. The record is from RefSeq and is a predicted model, not a curated record. The coding region runs from base 1 to 690 and encodes 229 amino acids.